Messenger RNA from Ricinus communis (castor bean), 801 nucleotides. RefSeq lists its product as uncharacterized. NCBI's taxonomy places the organism in Eukaryota, Viridiplantae, Streptophyta, Magnoliopsida, Malpighiales, Euphorbiaceae. The record is from RefSeq and is a predicted model, not a curated record. The transcript has a single exon. Bases 75 to 677 code for a protein of 200 amino acids.
AAAAAACUCUUCUUUCCACGUCCAUUAACCACCACCCAUUUCCCUCCAAUUCUCUCCUAACAGAUAAUCCCCGAAUGGCCUCUUCGCAGCUCUUCUCACCCACCAUCACCCCCAAAACCACCGCCACCGCCAUCUCCACCAUCACCCACCAAUCUCUCUUUCUCUCCUCCAAUCUCCCAUUUCCUGUUUUCCACUCCAAGAAUCAGAGACCAAUCACAAAGCUCCAUGUCUCCUCUCCAACUAACAAACCCAUCACCACCAGCACCACUUCUUCAUCAAAAAAACCCAAUGAAGAAACCAUCUUUUUCGAUGGAGGAGCACACUACGGUGACUUAGUAGCUAAUCUGCUUCUGGGUUUCACUCUUCUUUGGCUACCAUUAACUCUAGCUGCAGUUUCAAGGGCAUUCUUUCUUAGAUACAGGUUUACUAACUUAAGAGUGACGGUUAUUUCUGGAUUUACAGGUCAAGACAGAAGUGACUUCUCUUAUAAAGUGAUUAAGGAUGUCCAAGUUGUUCCUCGUUUUAUAGGUGAAUGGGGUGAUAUUGUUAUUACCUUGAAAGAUGGCACUAAAGUUGAUCUUAGGAGUGUCCCUAAAUUUAGAGAGAUUGCCAAGUAUUGUCUUGCUAUGGCUGAAAAGCCCGUUGUUUUGAAGGAGAAUGGACCUAAAGGGUUUUAAUAAGGUAUGUGAAUCCUUUUUCUUUUCUUUUUUUUCUUGUUCGGUUUGGGGGGGAGGCUGAAUUUUGUUGAAUUAAUGUUGCAGUUACUAAUGAUAUAUCUUAUAUACAGUACCAUUGUGAAGA